CAACACAAAACCAAAAAUCUGCUUGGUUCUGCAAAUCCUACCAGUGUGGGUACGGCACAGAGGCUUCAAGGCAGAGUCAACCUGUUUAGUGCAAUAGACUCUAGCUGCAGCAUGCCCAUGCCAAGACGUAGAUCUUCAUUCUUGGGGCAACAGCCCUCUUCCUCCACGACUGAAAGCACUGGGGCUACCAGCCAAAGGUUAAGCAUUGGGGGUAGUGGCAGCCUACCUAGACCCCGAGGUGUCUAUGUGGGUAUUGUCCCCACUGGAGGUGUGAGCAGCCUAGGCACCCGCGUGUCCCGUAGAGCCCUAGGCAUCAGCAGUGUCUUCUUACAAGGUCUGCGCAGCUCCUGUUUAACUGUGCCAUUAGCCCAGGGGCUGGAAAAGGGAAGGGGCCUAUCCUAUGAGAGCCUGAAUGGGUGCCUGGUGGAGUACAUAGAGAAAGUGAGAGCUCUCGAACAGGUCAACCAAGAGCUGGAAGAGCACAUCAGAAUCUACCUGGAAAAGAAGUCAUCCAAUGUCAACAGCUGGGAAGCACUGAGAGAGAACUGGGAGACUAUCUAUCAUCAAGUGGGUGAUGCAGUCCUCGAAAAUGCACGCCUUAUGUUACAGAUGGAGAACAUUCAAGCCUGUGCUGAAGAUUUUAAAGACAGAUAUGAAAAUGAGCAGCCAUUCAGAAAGGCAGUGGAAGAUGAAAUUAAUUCCCUAUAUAAAGUGAUUGAUGAUGCUAAUUUAACUAAAAUGGAUCUGAAGCGUCAGAUAGAAAGCAUGAAAGAAGAAUUAGGUCUGCUGUCAAAGAAUCAUGAAGAAGAUGUGAAGAUGUUAUACAAUCAGCUUGCUGGAUCACAGCUGGAAGAACUGGAAGCUCCUAUUGGAACUGGCCUAGAUGACAUACUGGAAAAAAUCAGAAUUCACUGGGAGAAGGAUAUAGAGAAAAAUCGUGUUGAGACAGGUGCCUUGCUUCAUACCAAGCAAGCCACAGAAUCGGCACCUGCUGUACAAACCCAAGAGGAAGAACUGGUGGAAUCCCUGAGAACAGAGUUCCAUGAAACAGCCUGCAAAAUACAGAGUCUGCAAGCAGAGACUGAAUCUUUAAGAACUCUGAAAAGGGGUCUGGAGAACUCAUUGUAUGAUGCUAAGCACUGGCAUGACAUUGAACUUCAGAACCUAGGCUCUGUCAUUACCAAGCUAGAGGCAGAGGUGCGAGAAAUCAGAGCAGAAACUGAGCAGCAGCAGAGGGAUCGUGAAACUCUGCUGUCCAACAAAAUACAGCUGGAGAAGGAUAUCGCUGCAUAUCACUGUCUUCUGGAUGCAGAAGAAAGAAGGUAUUUCUUUUUAAAAUGGAGAGUAUGUCAUGAACACAGAACUUGUGAAUAACAUGAAUAAUAACCUUGUGCACUGUGGGUACGCGCUGAGAUCCCCAGAGACAACAGAACUGGCAUGGUCCACUGAGAAGUGUGCAUAGGUAGCUAGAUUUGAAGAAGCUGUACAGGGGAUGUACACCUCAAAUCCAACUCUGCAUAGGUUCCUAGUGCUUUGCAUUAGGUGCCAGUAGUGAGAGAGCAGGGCAGGGGAGGAGUAGACCAGGGCCAGUGGAUCAAAGAGCCUUCAUUUCCCAAAGC
This is a messenger RNA of Caretta caretta (loggerhead turtle), 1619 nucleotides long. RefSeq names its product beaded filament structural protein 2 (gene BFSP2). The record is from RefSeq and is a predicted model, not a curated record. Gene Ontology annotation, cellular component: intermediate filament; cytoskeleton. Lineage: Eukaryota; Metazoa; Chordata; Testudines; Cheloniidae. Gene Ontology annotation, molecular function: structural molecule activity. Gene Ontology annotation, biological process: intermediate filament organization.